Molecule: messenger RNA, 2486 nt
Organism: Tarenaya hassleriana
Lineage: Eukaryota; Viridiplantae; Streptophyta; Magnoliopsida; Brassicales; Cleomaceae
Exons: 3
Coding region: 944-2101 (385 amino acids)
Molecular function (GO): RNA nuclease activity
Source: RefSeq, a predicted model, not a curated record
CCCCCUACGUCUCUUCUUCUCUGUUUUGGCUUUCCCGGAAUCUCGGUUCUUUAAUCGUCUCCACUGUUGAUUUGGGUUCUGCGAAGUUUUGAUCUGGGUAUUUCCAUCAUCUGGUCUGUAGCUUUUCUUCUCCAUUUUAGAUGGUUUAUGAAAAUACAUUUUCCAUGUUUUGGGUUUUAAAAAUUUGGCCGAACCCUUUUUCCAUUGUUCGAGAAUCUAUUCGGAUCGGUUUGGCCGGACCCGACAGCAACCGCUCUCUUUACUGAUAAACUUGGUCGGGAUCGAGAUAAUUUUUGGCUGUUUUAUACCGCAGUGUUAAAGACUGGCCUCAGUAUCACUGUAUCAUCAUGGCUUGCAACUAAGGCUGGGCAAACAGAUCGGGUUAAUCGGGUUCGGGUAAAACCAAUCCGAUUAAUCGGUUUUCGGUUCGGUUCGGAUGUUGUAGAAAUAACCGAUCGGUUACCAUUGUCCAAAAACCGAUCGGAUCGGUUCGGUUCGGAUAAAUAACCGAUCGGCGUCGUCUGCUCUGUUGUAGUCUCGAGCUCGAAUCCUCAGACUCUCCGCUUCGUCUCUCUGUUGCAGUCUCGAGUUUCCGCCCAGCACCGUCAAGUUCUGAGCUUCUCCUCUCCAUCGGCAUCGAGCUCUGCUUCUGCUGCUGGAAUCGAAGCCGAGCUUCUCCUCUCCGUUGGCGGGGAGCUCUGCUUCUGCUGCUGGAAUCGAAGCCGAGCUUCUCCUCUCCGUCGAGUUCUGAGUUCCGCCAAUCUGUGCUUCUUUUCGCCUGGGUUUUCACUCUCUCCUGCUAGAAUCGAAGACGAGUUCUGAUCAAUCAUUGUUGUUAUUCAGGGCAAAUGCAGAGAAAGUGUUGAUCAGAAAGCUGGUCGAUCUGGGUUACACAAAGUUAGCACCUUCAAGGUCCACAUAAUUCAAAAGCGUCGAUUUUCAGAUGCCGGCAAUGUUUUCCAGAUUUCUGCAGAGAUCCUCGAGGCCAAAAACUACAAACCCUGUUCUCGAAUUUUGCAGAAACAGCCAUUCCGAUUCAAUCAAGGGUUUAAGCUCGAUAAACCCUAAACCCAUUUCACGCGUGGCCGUUUUCUGGGAUCUGGACAACAAACCGCCCGCCUCGUUUCCGCCAUACGAGGCGGCGAUCAAGCUCCGAGCCACCGCGGCGUCGUUCGGCUUCGUGAAGCAGAUGGUGGCUUACGCAAAUCAUCACGCUUUCAAAUACGUCCCCGUGGCGGUCCGCGAACAGAGGAAAGAGAGGAAGGUUCUGAACCAAAUGGAGAACAAGGGUUUGAUCCAACCGCCGGAACCCUACUUCUGCGGCGUAUGCGGCAGGAGAUUCUACUCGAACGACAAGCUCGUGAACCAUUUCCGGCAGAUUCACGAGACGGAGAACCAGAAACGCUUGAGACAAAUCGAAUCGGCGAAGGGAAACAGGAGGGUGAGAUUGGUCGGGAAGUACACCAUGAAGAUGGACAAGUACAAAAGAGCGGCGAGGAAGGUUUUGACGCCGAAGGAGGGUUACGGGUUAGCGGAAGAGCUGAAAAGAGGUGGGUUUAGGGUGAAAGAGGUGAGCGAUAACCCAGAAGCCGCAGAUAAGGCGUUGAAGGAACAUAUGAUCUAUGUAAUGGACAAGAGGGAAGUGGAAUGUGUGGUUCUUGUGUCUGAUGAUUCGGGUUUUGCCGGAAUCUUGAGGGAAGCGAAGGAGAGGUGUGUGAGGACAGUGGUGGUGGGGGAUUUGAACGAUGGCGCGUUGAAGAGAGUGGCAGAUGUAGGGUUUUCAUGGAAGGAGGUGGUGAUAGGGAAGGCGAAGAAGCAGGUGGAUAAGGUUGUUGGGAAGUGGAAGGAUAGGGAUGUGUUGAAGAAGUUGGAGUGGACGUAUGAUCCGGUCAUGGAGAAGGAGAAGAUGAAAGAGAGAGGCUUUAGCCAUGUUUGGGAUUGCGAGUUCAAUGAUGAUGGUGAGGAGAUUGAGACUGGAGCUGGGUUGGAUUCAUGGGAGAUGACUGGUGCUGGUGCUUGGUGGGAGAUGGAUGAUGAAGACAAUGAUGGAAGUUCAAUUCCAUGCGAGGAGAAAUAUGAGGAUUGUGGUGAAGAUGGAUAAGAAGAAAGGAUCUUCACAAGAAGCAAUUUACGAUGAUUCGUGCUUUCCCAUUGUUGAGCAAGAAACUUGCUUCUAGGUUGAUGAAGCCUCUGCCUGAACUAUGCAGAACCAAUGUGGAUCUCUGGUCAAAUUCCUUGUAUGAACUCUGGAUUGUUACAUGAUGAGCAUAGCGAGGAUCAAAAGAUGGAGGGAUCCAGAAGUAGAAAGAACAAGCGAUCUUCACAAAUGGGAGGGAUUGAAAAACAUUGUUGCAGUAUACUGAGUGGUUUAUUCUCAAGUCAGAACAUGUUGUUUUCCUCAUGGAACUGAAGUUGCAGAAACUUGACUUGCUGUUUUGAUGAAUCUGGAUAUAGUUCUGAAGCUUAAGUUGCAGCUUUGGAAUACA